Struthio camelus australis is the source of this 1262-nucleotide messenger RNA. Lineage: Eukaryota; Metazoa; Chordata; Aves; Struthioniformes; Struthionidae. The record is from RefSeq and is a predicted model, not a curated record.
UUUCUGAAGUACGGAGGUGCCCCAGGAGGACCAGCAUUCCCUGGACAAGCUCAGGAUCCUUUGUAUGGUUAUUUUGCUGCAGUAGCUGGGCUGGAUGGACAAAUAGAUGCUGAUGAGCUACAGAGAUGUCUGACCCAGUCAGGAAUCGCAGGAGCGUAUAAACCUUUCAACUUAGAGACUUGCAGACUCAUGAUCUCAAUGCUGGAUAGAGAUAUGUCUGGUACACUGGGAUUUAAUGAGUUUAAAGAACUCUGGGCUGUUGUCAAUGGCUGGAGACAACACUUCAUGAGUUUUGACAAUGACAGAAGUGGCACAGUGGAUCGCCAAGAACUAGAGAAAGCCUUGACAAAUAUGGGAUUUAGAUUGAGCCCACAGGCAGUGACAGCAAUCACAAGGCGAUACAGCACCCGUGGAAAGAUUACAUUUGAUGAUUACAUUGCCUGCUGUGUAAAACUCAGAGCUCUCACUGAAUGUUUUAGAAGAAGGGAUGCAUCUCAGCAAGGUUUUGUGAACUUCCAGUAUGAUGAUUUCAUACAAUGUGUAAUGAGCAUCUAAGUUGAAAAGAAGGAAGCCGUGGAUCAUGAUGAUUACCAUUCCAGUUUCUUUUGCUUUGCCAGAAGUUACCAUGAUUGUGUAUCUUAAUAUUGUAAUUUUCAUAUUUUAUGAAGUUACUGAAUUAUGCACUUGCCUUUAUUUAGUUUUAAUAAUGAAUAUAAACUAAAAAUGUACUGUCAUCUUUAACUUUCAGCCUCUGACUAUUAAAGAUUUUUUAUUUUACAUAAACUUGUAAGUCACUAUGUAGAACUCAAAUUAUGUAGACAGUAAACUUUUCUGUAAUGUGUUUACUUCACUAAAACCGGUUCCUGGAGAGCAACUUAACUCGUUUCUGACUUGAACGGUAUCAUGUGGCUGGUGAUAAUAUAUAAGAUGAUACAUAUUCUUUUGUCUUUGACAGUGUAAGACAGACGUACAAAUAGAAGGAGUGAGCUUUUGGAAUCAUCGUUUUACUGUGAUCUGUUAGAACAUCAGUAAAUUGAAGUCGCUUGUUUUGACAGCUAGGCAUUUUUGGGAUGAAGUCAGUGGUACCAGGCGCAAAGUGUAAAAUGACCGUAUUAGAACGUCUUGUAAGCAGGGCUGUGUAGAACCAUAGCACAGAACUAGAACCCUUUCAACAGGGUGAACUUGUGUAUGGUGCUUUUAUUCCAGAAAGAUUAUCAUUCUGUUUGUGUCGAUAUAUAAAACGCUUCUAAAUGUUUUAAAAA